AUGACUCCCUUCAGCCACACAUUUGCUAAGGCCACUUUCCUCGUCGUGGUCAUCGCCUUUGCGGUGCUCCUUUCCGCCCUUGCGCCGCGCGUCUCCGCCGCCGGGAGUCCCGCCAACGCGACUGCGCCUGCUUUUGCUAAAGCGGCUGCUGCUGGCGCGAUUGGGUCUGCAAACGCGAUCAAGCCUCGAGAUGCUAGCAGCAGCCCCGUGGCGGCGACGGCGAGGCAGAGCAAGAGCUCGGGGCUAGGAAAGAACUCCACAUGCGCCUAUUACGGCAACUACAGCGCCAAGCCCUACUUCGGCAAGGGACUCACCGUGAAGCUUCCUGCAGCUAUCUUCGGCAAGCGCUGCAGCGCGUGCUACAAGGUGAUUUGCGCCAACGACGCGAAGCGCUGCCGCAGCGACAAGGCGACCGUGACGGUCCGCCGUCAUGGGCUCGACGAUGACGGAAAAUCAGAUCUCGCUCUCCCCGCUGGUGAAGCUCGAUGGGUUGGGGGAAGCUCGACGGGGUGGGGGAAGCUCGACGGGGUGGGGGAAGCUCGACGGGGUGGGGGAAGCUCGACGGGGUGGGGGAAGCUCGACGGGGUGGGGGACAAGGAGAAUCUAGGCCCGGUUCGGGCCGAAGCCGGAGGCUCGCGCUCGGCCACGGCCUGCCUCGUCCCCGUGGGCGACCGGCGGCCCACCGCCAUUUACCGUGGUGUUAGCAUGUCGACCGGUAGGAAAGAACUGACUGCGGCCGACUUCCCCCUCGAGGUGCCUCCGGGCCACGCGGGGUACAAACUGACGUUUGACGUGAAGGAGUACGACCUCCUUCGCGGUGAGAGGGCGGAGUUAACAGAACGCUGCUUCGACUUCGGCCUCGGCGUCCUGCUCGUUGUGCGCCCUGGCGACCUACUUUUGCCCGACGAGGAGGAGAUCGGGACCUUCUACCGCCACCUCGCCCCCAAGACCUCCUACAAGCUGCAUGAGGCGGAGGCGGCCAAGGUUUUGAGGGAGGAGGCCGCCGGGAUAGGGCUGCUGGCGGUCAGCGCGUUCUCGUGGUCGUUGGGCCAUUUGGACGACCUGCAUCGCAACUACGAUCCGCUGAGCGUCGAGAACCAGACGAAGGUCAGCAUGAAGGCGCUCCGACAGGGGCUGGUGAACUACCUGGAGAGGGCCGCGCUGAGCAAACGGGCGGCGUCGAGCGUGGCGUGGGAACCGGCGUCUCUCUGGUACGCCGGUGAGAAGAGCGGAGGCAUCAGACCAAAGACGGGCAAGAAGCCGCGGGCGAGCGGUGGCUCGACCACGACUAGGAUGGCGUCAAAGGCGGCCUUGGAGCGGUUGAAGGCGGCGAAGAGGGAGAACAAGAAGCUGAGGGAGGAGAAGCUGGUGGCGGAGAAGAGGCUGGACGACCAGAUGGCCCGGACGGAGACGCUAUUCUCGGUGGUUAACAUGGCCGUCGACAAGCUCUCGUCGGUCGCCGAGCGCGUGUCCACUCUCGAGAUGACGGCGGGGGCGAGCGUCACAGGGGCCGUGAAAUCUGUGAAGCAGGUCGUGCAGAAUGCGAUGGAUGGUCGCGACGCCAUCAUAGCUCACAUGAACGAGAGGUGGCUGCCCACCGUAGAUGCGUUGAACGUGGCGGCUACUGGUCUGAAGGGUAGGCGACGGGAAGACGACGAGAUGCUAUUGCGAGGUGUGGCAGAUCUCCUGGGCGAGAAGUUAAAAACCGUCGUGUCUGCUGAGGUGAAGGCCGUCAUGGAGAGCGCGGCGCCGAGGAUCGCCGCCGCCGUUGUACGCAGCCUCCAGCACCCCCCGGCCUCCACGUCUACCGACGGAAUGAGUGCGCAAGUCGUCCAAGAGCUUCGGGACGACGUGGUGAAGGCGGUCACCCCCGCGACCCAACAGGGCUUUGGUGCCGCCGGGUUGAGCCACCUGGCGAAUGCUCUCGCGUCGGUAAUGCACGGAGGUCGCUCAACUGCCGAGGAGCGAGGGCCGCCGCCAAGGCACAGCGGGAAAAGGGUUGCCGACGACAAGACCCUGUCCGACGAGCAGGCCGGCGGCGGUAAGCGAAUCAGAGGACCCACGGCCAAACGCGGUGUGGGCGUGGAAACCCCGGCCGCUAUGUAUGUUCGUAUUCCCGGCGUCGACGACUUGCUGAAAGUGGGAGGGCCCGAAGUGCUACCGAGCGACGCUGGUCGACAGGUUGCCAACGUGCCCCAGGGUCCAGCUUUGGUGGUCGGAAAGCACGGUGGGCAGCCCGUGGCGGGCCAGCAGCCCCAGCCCGCGACCAAUCCGGCGAGCGCACACGACGCGCGACCGAGCGGCGUCACGGAGCAGCUGGCCGACGAGCUCCUAGGAGGGGCAUCCGUGGUAGGGAAGCAGGGUGGGCAGCCAGUGGGGGACCAGCAUCCCCAGCCCGAGGCCAGUCCGGCGACUGCACAAGGCGCGCGACCGAGCGGCGCCACGGCGCAGGUGGCCGACGAGCUCCUGGGAGGGGCAUCCGUGGUCGGGAAGCAGGGCGGGCAGCCAGUGGGGGACAAGCAUCCCUAG
Molecule: messenger RNA, 2529 nt
Organism: Closterium sp. Naga37s-1
Lineage: Eukaryota; Viridiplantae; Streptophyta; Zygnematophyceae; Desmidiales; Closteriaceae
Source: the annotation of a GenBank genome assembly